AUGCCCUCCCCAUCCUUCUUUAAAUCACCUCGACAGGCGCCGCCCAUGAGACCCUCUCGAUCCCUCGAGGGUCUCGAGCGUGUUAUUCCCCCACGAUUCUCUGACCCCCCAGGACGAUCGACCGUCCACCUCGACAAACCGCUGCCCGAAUUACCUGUCAAACCGUUACCAGAAACCCCUUCGAUGGAGGGAUCGACCGCCUGGAGUGAGGACAGUAGCCUCGUCGACAGUCUGGAGUCCCACCGGCACUCGGGGGAUUCCACCGAGAGCUACCCCGUCUUCGUCCGUCCGGGUUCCGCGGAUCUGUCCGAGCUGGUCGACCAUGCGGCGGCGCCGGAUUCCUCGCUGGAUCGUGCCUCGUCGUCCGGUCUCGAGGACUACGUGAAACACCCGCCGCUGUCGAAAAGCAAUCCUUAUCUGUCGGACGAGGACUACGAACCGGAACGACCCAUCCCUCUGUGGAACCCGACGCCCACGGGUCCCAACCAUUAUUUCCGCGAAAAGAAGUGGGACUUCUUCCCUGAGCUGGCCACUCCAUCGGCCAUGAACACUCGGGCGCCCCCAUUCCCGACAAAACCCCAGAAGAACAGCAGUCAGAAACCAUCGAUGGCAACCCUCCGAUCGCGGGGGCUAAGCCUAGCCCACGACGUGCGGGAUUCAAUCCGCUCCUACGUCCAGCGACGACUGUCCCGGAAUUCAGUCGACAAAGAGAAGACCAAGCGCGAGCAACGACCCGCCACCGCGCCCGACGACACCCCCGACUACCUCUAUGCACAACCUGCACGGCAGCGGGUGCCGUCAAGUCAGUAUUCCGACCACGAAAGCACCAUCACCGACAUGAAGUCCGCAGGCAUCUGGACGAAGCGGCUAUCCGUAACGAGUGCCACGAGCACCGCCGCCUCCAGCAAACCACCCCUCACACCCCUCGCCGCCUCUCGGCGGAAGAAGCAACUGGCCGUGCCCCUGUCCGCCUACCAGAAGUACGGACCCGCCAUCUGGGAGAAACCCAGCCGCGAGAAGCGCAUCAGCUAUCGCCAGAACCACCGCGUGCGGUUCCCGCGCUAUCGACGAAACACUACCACGCCGCGGACCCGGCCGGGGUCGGCGGUGGCUACCUCCACCCCCUUGCCGUCGCCCACACACUCGCAGCUGCAGCGGAAGACGACCCGCGAACGCGUACGCGCGCUGCAGAGUGGCACCAGCCAUGUGCUGGUUGCCCUGGACGGCGCCCGGAAGCGGAUCAUCGGGGCACGGGUCGAGCGCAAGCAUAGCCAGCUGAAGUCACAGAUUCGACUGGUUGGGCCGGUCAACCCAUACCAGAACCUUCGACAGGCGGAUACAUGGAUCUAACGUGAAACUGGGAGCCAAGUGGGCGAUGAGAGGGCUUGAUUGUCCGAUUCUUCUUUCUUUGACCUCGAGUCUACUAUAUUGCAUUCUUCUUUCUAUCCUUUAGCUUUUUGCUCUUUUGAUGCUUGUUUCUUCCCCGCCGUUGUUAUAUUGAUAUCCACUUGCUUUUUCUCAUCUCUUGAUUUCAGACUGCUACGCUGGGCGUUGGGGACAUGGUUGGAGCAGGACUACCCUUUUUGAUUCAAAAUAUGACUAUCUGUCUUUAUUCUUUAUUCCAGACUGUAAUCAAACAUUCUCGUCAGUAUAUGACUAUAUGUAAUUAGGGCUUGGCUGUCUUGGCCAAAUGAUCAACAUUCUUCCCCGCUG
Aspergillus campestris IBT 28561 is the source of this 1713-nucleotide messenger RNA. RefSeq lists its product as uncharacterized. The coding region runs from base 1 to 1350 and encodes 449 amino acids. The transcript is spliced from 2 exons. The record is from RefSeq and is a predicted model, not a curated record. Lineage: Eukaryota; Fungi; Ascomycota; Eurotiomycetes; Eurotiales; Aspergillaceae.